AAAGCAGCUAAAAAGGGCGUGCACCACGUACGAGUUGUUGUGAAAGGCCUUGGACCUGGGCGGUUGGCCGCCAUCCAGGGCUUAGCCUUAGGGGGGCUGGAAGUGAUCUCCAUCACGGACAACACUCCGGUACCGCACAACGGCUGCCGUCCUCGGAAAGCGCGAAGGCUCUGAGGAAUGGAAGCAGGAGAGAGAGAGCGAGAAAGAAGAGAUUCUGACUGCUUCUCCAAUAGCUUGGGUGGCCAUCUUCAGGCAGCUGUUCAUCUUUCUGCAACUUUCAGACGAGAACUAAAGACAGACUUGGGGCUUUGCCCACAGGAAGGCAAGCCAGAGACUAUGUUGAUAAAGUGUGAAUGUUAAAAAAAAAAAGUUGCCUCCACCUCACAGAGGCUUAUUGAAUUACAAUUUUGCUUGGG
Messenger RNA from Protobothrops mucrosquamatus (brown spotted pit viper), 416 nucleotides. RefSeq names its product 28S ribosomal protein S11, mitochondrial. Gene Ontology annotation, biological process: ribosomal small subunit assembly; translation; maturation of SSU-rRNA from tricistronic rRNA transcript (SSU-rRNA, 5.8S rRNA, LSU-rRNA). Gene Ontology annotation, molecular function: mRNA 5'-UTR binding; small ribosomal subunit rRNA binding; structural constituent of ribosome. NCBI's taxonomy places the organism in Eukaryota, Metazoa, Chordata, Lepidosauria, Squamata, Viperidae. The record is from RefSeq and is a predicted model, not a curated record. Gene Ontology annotation, cellular component: mitochondrial small ribosomal subunit; ribosome.